AUUCGAACGUUUCGACUUCCGAGUUUUUCAGUUCCUCACUCGGCGUUCGAUUUCUCUCACUAAACCCUACGUUUGCCCUCCGAAACUGCAGUUGCUGUGAGCGAGGCCGCCGGUCAGGCAAUGGGGACCGUAGGAGGCGGGAGCGGCGAGCCGAACACCCUUCUGCAACAAAAUCCUCUACAAGCGGAGGUUUUGAAGCUACGCAGACGAUGGGAACUAGCUUCCGUUGUGAAUUUCCUAGACGUUUUUGGGCCAGUAAUUGGUAAUGACCUAAGGCUGUCGGCUGAAGAAAUAGAGAUGGGGCUCAUAAAUCCCGAUGCCUCACUAGCCCGGCUCCAUGUUGUACUUCUAAAGGGAUUGCCACCUGUAAGUAAGAAACUGGAUGAAUCUGGUGCAUGGGUGACUGAACUGUGUAAGAAACUGACUGUGUGGUGGCCAUGGGUUGCUGAGGGGAAGAUUCCACUUGCGCCCUCCAAAGGAGAGGAGAUAUCCAAGUACAAAGAACUUGAUCCAUCGGAUCGGUUAUUACUCCUAAAAGCGCUAUGUGAAGUUAGAGCUGAUCAACACGAUGCAGUGUCACACAUAAAAGAUGCUUUGAAAGAAGGAACUCAGAUAUCUUCUUUCCGCAAAGAAGCAUUUUGGAGAGAUGGAAAGGAGACCUUCUAUUGGUAUGAUGCAAGUGCGAAAGGCCACAGACUGUACAAGGAAAUAAUCACGUUGAACUCAAAUACAGAGGUUAACGGCACCGAAUUCCGUCCACUUCCCACCAUCAGUUCUCAAUGGGAAACACUAGCUUCCAAUCUUGAAGAAUUUUCCAAAGUAGCGGAAGAAUUCUCAUCUAGCAAUACUGCAGCCGAAGUUGCUAUUGGCAAGAAAAUUCAGAGAGACUCUAUACCUACUCUUGAAAAAAUCCACAUGAAUAAACUAAGAUCACUGAAACGGAAACAAAGCAAACAGGCGCUCUUAAGUAGAACUAUCGACGUGAAGUGUGCAGUUUCUGAUCAAGUGGGAGUUCGCCGGAGCAAGAGGCUAGCCGGAAUGCGCAGCCAUACUGUGAUAGAAAGCAGAGGCCUCACAACAAAUAUACUGAGACAGAGACCCAUCCGCAAUUCUGCACUUCCAGCUAUUGUUCUUGAUUCAGACGAUGAAGAGCAUGACGUGGAGAGCAGUCCACGCCCUGGCCUUCCGUCCAUUGACAGUUUUUGAAGAAUGCAAGUGCAUCAGCAGUAUAGAGUUUAGACUUAUUUUUUGGCGAUCUAGUGUUGCUCUGCUACUUGGGGGUUUAUGAAUAUGUAACAGCUUUUUUUGUACAUGUGGAUCCACGAAGGCACGAACUGAUGCAUUUUUGUGAGGUGGGAUCGGAGAACUUCUUUUUGUAAUGCCUGGGAAUAUGUAGAUAGAUCGUUUAGUUAAUGCAUUCUGUUAGUUUCUACUGUGUUCGAGCUUUUUGUAAGGUUCAGCCUAUCAAUAGUUAUUAUAAGAACGUAUUCAUGAUGGUGAAA
Messenger RNA from Prosopis cineraria, 1502 nucleotides. Its product is annotated as DDT domain-containing protein DDR4. The coding region runs from base 121 to 1206 and encodes 361 amino acids. Gene Ontology annotation, biological process: regulation of DNA-templated transcription. NCBI's taxonomy places the organism in Eukaryota, Viridiplantae, Streptophyta, Magnoliopsida, Fabales, Fabaceae. Gene Ontology annotation, cellular component: RSF complex. The transcript has 10 exons. The record is from RefSeq and is a predicted model, not a curated record.